This is a messenger RNA of Dinoponera quadriceps, 10314 nucleotides long. It is a transcript of the gene rhea, whose product is annotated as talin-1. The record is from RefSeq and is a predicted model, not a curated record. Gene Ontology annotation, biological process: cell-cell adhesion. Gene Ontology annotation, cellular component: ruffle; plasma membrane; focal adhesion. The coding region runs from base 334 to 9003 and encodes 2889 amino acids. Gene Ontology annotation, molecular function: actin filament binding; integrin binding; structural constituent of cytoskeleton. The transcript has 15 exons. Lineage: Eukaryota; Metazoa; Arthropoda; Insecta; Hymenoptera; Formicidae.
UCAGGCGGAACCGGGAACGGUGGAGUCACAAGAGUGUUGUCGGACGUAGUGCCAGUGUUGCCCCGAAGUGAUAAAUUGAUUUCGUGCGACGGGAGAGCGGCUCCGCGCGCAUCUAUGGAUAUUCCUUGCGCUUUCAGGUUCGACUGAUCGACGAGAAGCGAGAACGAACGAACGCAAAUUUUUGGUGCACACCACCAGGGGAGGAGCAGCAGCAACGGCAGUAGUAGUAACAACAGCAGCAACAGCAGUAGCAACGACGUAAAAAGCAACGACGAAGCGUCGAGUGAUUCUGGAGGAUUUCGCCUACGCCGAAGGUCACCCCAGGCAAUCGCAAUGGCCACGCUGUCCUUGCGCAUCUCCAUACCGGAGAAGAAUGCCACCAAGAUGAUGCAGUUUGACCCCAGCACGUCGGUCUACGAUGCCUGCCGCAUUAUCAGAGAGAAACUCGCCGAAGCCAGCAACAUGGGUCAACCAAAAGACUACGGUCUCUUUCUCUCUGAUGAGGACGUGAAGAAGGGAGUUUGGCUGGAGCCCGGGCGAAACCUUGACUAUUACAUCCUGAGGAAUGGCGAUCUGCUCGAGUACCGUCGUAAGCUCCGUACGCUCCGAGUUCGCAUGUUGGAUGGAACCUUGAAGACCAUGCUGGUGGAUGAUAGCCAGCCUGUGGCAAAUCUCAUGGUGGUGAUAUGUACAAAGAUUGGCAUCACGAAUCACGACGAAUAUUCCUUGGUGCGCGAGCUCGUAGACGAGGAGGCCGAGAAUCAGAAACCCGGCAAUUUCGGCACUCUUACGUUGAAACGGAGGAAAGAGGAGAAGGGCGAGAGGGACGCCAAGAUGGAUCAGUUGAGGAAGAAACUGAAGACCGACGAUGAAGUGAAUUGGAUAGAUCCCAGUAAGACCCUGCGCGAGCAAGGCAUCGACGAGUCCGAGACCGUGUUGCUGCGGAGGAAAUUCUUCUUCUCGGAUCAGAACAUCGACAGCCGCGACCCCGUUCAGCUGUCGUUGUUAUACGUGCAAGCGCGAGACGCGAUUCUGGAUGGUACGCAUCCGAUUACGCAGGAAAAGGCUUGCGUCUUCGCCGGGAUCCAGUGUCAGAUUCAGUUCGGCGAUCACAAGGAGGAGAAGCACAAGCCGGGUUUCUUGGACCUCAAGGAGUUCCUGCCGCAAUCUUAUGUGAAGACGAAAGGGAUCGAGAAGAAGGUAUUCGCGGAGCAUAAGAAGCACAUCGGCCUGUCGGAGCUGGAAGCCAAAGUCCUGUACACGAAGACCGCCCGGUCGCUCAACACGUACGGCGUCACGUUCUUCUUGGUGAAGGAGAAGAUGAAGGGCAAGAACAAGCUGGUGCCGCGUCUGCUAGGCGUGACGAAGGACUCGGUCCUGCGGCUCGACGAGAAGACCAAGGAGAUCCUGAAGACGUGGCCGUUGACGACCGUGCGCCGCUGGGGCGCCUCCCCGAACACCUUCACCCUCGACUUCGGCGACUAUUCUGACCAGUAUUACAGCGUGCAGACCACUGAGGCGGAACAGAUCCUUCAGCUGAUCGCCGGCUACAUCGACAUCAUCCUGAAGAAGCAGAAAGCAAAGGACCACUUCGGCAUCGAGGGAGACGAAGGCUCCACCAUGGUGGAGGACAGCGUGUCGCCUCUCAAGGCCACCAUCAUGCAGCACGAGACCAGCAAUGUUGGUAAAGGAAACGUGGAAGCUGUCUCGGUUGCGAUACCAGCUGUCAUGAGAGCCGGAGGAGACGGGGCCCGGCCAUACGGAACCGGCCACGUAGGCGGUGCCCAGUACACGACCGUCAGCGGCCAGGUGAACAUCGCACACGCUCCGCCUAUGGUCCAGCAAACCAAAGUGACAUCCGUCCUGUCUGAACCGCAACGUGCCUUAUUGUCGACCAUCACCGCCGGCCACGAGGUGAUCCACAUCGCGGAGACCGAGCUCUCGACGAAGGCCCAGAUACCCCAGCUCGGCACCGACCCGGCGUCCUUGAGAUGGAUCGAGCAGACCAUCGACACCCACAAGCAGAACGUGGGCUCGCAGAUUGCGGCGAUGAACGCCGCGACCGCCCAGGUGGUCACGCUGACCUCGGGCCCGGCGGACAACGUGGACCACACCGCGGUGGGAGCGGCGAUCACGACGAUCGCCACGAACCUACCGGAGAUGACGAAGGGCGUGAGAAUGAUAGCCGCCCUCAUGGAUGACGAGUCGUCCGGCGAACGACUGUUGGACGCCGCCAGGAAACUCUGCACGGCCUUCUCGGACCUGCUGAAAGCCACGGAGCCGGAGACCAAAGAGCCUUUCUACAUUACCUCCACGCUCUACGGACAAUAUCCCCGGCAGAAUCUGCUGAACGCGGCGUCUCGCGUGGGCGAGGCUUCGCACCAGGUGUUGACCACCAUCGGCGAAGAGGACGACUCGAAUCGCGAGCUGCAGGACAUGCUGCUGGCGCUCGCCAAGGCCGUGGCCAACACCACCGCGGCGCUGGUGCUGAAAGCGAAGAACAUAGCGGCGACGUGCGAGGACUCGGCCACGCAGAACCGAGUGAUAUCGGCGGCGACGCAGUGCGCGCUGGCCACGUCGCAGCUGGUCGCGUGCGCGAAGGUGGUAGCGCCGACCAUGCACUCGCCCGCCUGUCAGACCCAGCUGAUGAACGCCGUGCGCGAGGUGACCCGUGCGGUCGAGAGCCUGGUCCAGGUCUGCAACGAGACCUGCAGCGACGAGAACCUGCUGAAGGAGCUGAGCGUCGCCGCGGCCGAGGUCAGCCGCACCCUCAACGACCUUCUCAAUCACAUCAAGACGGCGACUAAGGGCGAACGGGCGAAGGAAUCGGUCCAGGAGGGAGCGGUGGAGACUAUCCUGGUGGCGACGGACAAGCUGUUCGCGAGCACCGGCGACGCCGGCGAGAUGGUGCGUCAGGCGAGAGUAGUCGGCCAGGCUACCGCCCAGCUGAUCCAGAGCAUCAAGGGCGAGGCCGAGAAGCAGACGGACUCGGAGCAGCAGCAGCGUCUGCUGGCGGCGGCGAAGCUGCUGGCCGACGCUACUGCCAAGAUGGUGGAGGCGGCGCGGCAGUGCGCGAGCAGUCCGCACGACGCCAAGAUGCAGGAUCGGCUGCGCCAGGCGGCCGAGGAGCUGCGGGCCGCGACCACCGCGGCGGCCACACCGGCCUUGCGCCGGAAGCUCAUCACCCGGCUGGAGGCGUGCGCGAAGCAGGCGGCGGCGACCGCGACCCAGUGCAUCGCGGCCGCCUCCGGCGCCGCCCACCACAACACCAACCCGGCCAGCCAAGAGGAGCUCAACGCGGAGUGUCGCACGAUGGCCCAGCACAUCUCGCACCUUGUGUCCGGCGUGAAAGGCACCCAGGCCUUACCGGACGUGCCUACGGCGCAGUUGAACCUGAUCAACGCCUCCGAGCAGUUCCUGCAGCCGGGCACCGCGGUGAUGAAGGCCGCCAGGGCUGUCUUGCCGACGGUGACCGACCAGGCGUCCGCGAUGCAACUCAACGACUCCUCCCAGCAGUUGGGCUCCUCGUUGGCGGACCUGAGGUCCGCGGUGACGCGCGCCAGGGAAGCCUGCGGCGGCUUGGAGCUCGACGCGGCGGAGGAGCUGAUUAACAGCCUGAAGGACGAGCUGGGUGAGUUCUAUCGCGCCGUCGAGGCCGCCUCGUUGAGACCGCUGCCCGAGGAGACGACGGAGUCGACCGCGCUGCGACUCGGCGCCACGUCCAAGAACGUCGGAUUCGCGAUGGCGCAGCUGCUGUCCGCCGCCAAGCAGGGCAACGAGAACUACACCGGCAGCGCCGCCAGGGAGACCGCCUCGGCGCUGAAGGACCUCACCUACGCGGUCCGCGGCGUAGCGGCGACGUCCGACCAGCCGGAGACGCAGAAGAAGGUGCUGAUGACGGCGGACGACGUGAUCCUGCGAUCUCUGCAUCUGGUCAAGGAGGCGCGACGCGUGCUCAAGAAUCCGGAGAAUCCCGAGAACGAGGCCAACCUGGCCGCCGUCGCCAAGGACGUGUCCAAUUCGUUGAACAAGUGCGUCUCUUGUCUACCCGGUCAGAGGGACGUCGACGAGGCCAUACGCAGCAUAGACGACAUGACGCAGGUGCUCGGCAUGAACGAGUUCCCGCACACGAACAAGAACUACGGGCAGCUGCAGAACGACCUGAACAACGCGGCGGCCAAUCUGAACGACGCCUCCUCGAGCAUAGUGUCGUCGGUGCGCUCGCCCGUGCAGCUGGCGAGCUCGUCGAAACAGUUCACCAAUGCCUUCGGGGACCUGCUGGGCGUGGGCAUGGAGAUGGCGGGCCAGACGGCGGUGGAGACGCGCAGCCAGGUGGUCGUGUCGUUGAAGAACGUCAGCAUGACGUCCGGCAAGCUCCUCGUAGCCGCGAAGUCGGUCGCGGCGGACCCGACCGCCCCGAACGCCAAGAACCAGCUGUCGGCGGCGGCGCGCGCCGUCACCGACUCCAUCAACUACCUGGUGGACGUGUGCACGUCGGCGGCGCCGGGGCAGAACGAGUGCGACAACGCCAUCAGGAACAUCCAGUCGAUGCGAUCGCUGCUGGACAAUCCGUACGAGCCGAUCUCCGACGCCUCGUACUUCGAAUGCCUGGAGAGCGUGAUGGAGAAGAGCAAGAGCCUGGGCGACGGUAUGACCGGUAUCGCGAAUCACGCGAAGAAGUCGGAGCACGAGCAGUUCUCGGUCGCCGUCCGUGGGGUGUCCUCGUCGAUCUGCGGCCUGAUAGAAGCCGCGGCUCAAGCGGCCUACCUCGCCGGGGUGAGCGACCCGACGUCCGUGGCGGGUAAACCCGGCCUGGUGGACCAGGCGCAGUUCUUCCGGGCGGCUCAGGCGAUACACACCGGCUGCCAGAGCCUCGGCAACCCGACGAGCACGCAGCAGCAGGUCCUCUCAGCCGCCACCAUGAUCGCGAAGCACACCAGCGCCCUGUGCAACGCCUGCAGGGUCGCCUCCAGCAAGACCAGCAACCCGGUGGCGAAGCGGCACUUCGUCCAGUCGGCCAAGGACGUCGCCAACUCGACCGCGUGCCUCGUGAAGGAGAUCAAGGCGCUCGACCAGAAUUACUCGGACGCCAAUCGCGAGAAGUGCGCGGAGGCGACGAAGCCGCUGCUGGAGGCGGUCGACAACCUCUGCACCUUCGCGAGCUCGCCGGAGUUCGCGAGCCAGCCGGCCAAGAUAUCGAUCGCGGCCAGGGCGGCGCAGGAGCCGAUCACCAGCGCCGGGAAGUCCAUCAUCGACGGCUCGUGCGCCAUGGUGCUGGCGGCGAAGAGCCUGGCGGUCAGCCCGAAGGAUCCGCCGACUUGGCAGCUGCUGGCCAAUCACAGCAAGAGCGUGAGCGACUCGAUCAAGUCGCUGGUGGCGUCGAUACGCGACAAAGCGCCCGGACAGAAGGAGUGCGACGCCGCGAUCGAGAAGCUGUCGGCCCGCAUCCGCGAGUUGGACGCCGCGUCCCUCAGCGCCGUCUCGCAGGCGUUGGUGCCGCGGCGCGAGAACACCAUGCAGGGCUUCACCGACCAGAUGGAGAGCAGCGCGAGCGAGCUGCGCGAGAAGCUGGAGCCGUUGCGCACGGCCGCGAAGUACGAGGCGGAGAACGUGGGCCACGCGGUCAGCCAGAUCGCCCUCUACUCGGAACCGCUCGUCUCCGGCGCCGUAGGCGCCGCCUCCAACAUGGUGCACUCGAAGCAGCAAAUGGUGCUGCUGGACCAGACGAAGACCGUCGCCGAGUCCGCCCUGCAGCUGAUCUACGUCGCCAAGGAGUCCGGCGGCAAUCCGAAGGCCAUCGCCCUGCACUCGGAGGUGGACGAGACCGUCGAGUCCACCAAGGACGCGCUUCAGGAACUGCAGAACACGCUGGAGACCAUAUCGACGUCGCACGGCAUCGUCACCGGCCUCAUCGACACCAUUUCGCGCGCGAUGGUCCGACUGGAGGACCACCGCAUGUCCACCAUCGACACCGUCGACUCGUACGUCGACUACCAGACCAGGAUGGUCGAGGCCGCGAAGGAGAUCGCUCGGUUGGCGCAAGAAAUGUCGACCAAGUCCAGCACCGACGUUGCCAGACUGGGCCCGCUGGCGGUCGACAUCAGCCACAAGUACACGCAGCUCGCCCGCGACACCUCCGGCGCGUCCGCGGCGGCCUCGAACGCCGACGUGUCGGCGCGGCUACGGACCGGCGUUCAGGAGCUCGGCCGUGCGUGCGCCGACAUAGUACGCACCGCCGGCAUCUGCCAGAUGUCGCCCGGUGACGUGUACGCGCAGCGUGAGGUCGCCGAGCAGAGCAAGAUCGUGACGGAGAAGGUGUCGCAGGUGUUGGCUGCCUUGCAAGCUGGCUCACGCGGCACCCAGGCGUGCAUCAACGCGGCCAGCACGGUGUCCGGCAUCAUCGGCGACCUCGAUACCACCAUCAUGUUCGCCACCGCCGGCACCCUGCACGCCGAGAACGAGGGCGACACGUUCGCCGACCACCGUGAGAACAUACUGAAGACCGCCAAGGCCCUGGUGGAGGACACCAAGACCUUGGUCGCUGGCGCCGCGUCGUCGCAGGAACAGCUGGCUGUGGCGGCGCAGAAUGCCGUCUCCACCAUCGUCCAACUCGCCGAAGUGGUCAAGUACGGUGCGGCCAGUCUGGGCAGUCAGAAUCCGGAGGCGCAGGUGAUGCUGAUCAACGCGGUGAAGGACGUCGCUUCGGCGCUGGGCGACCUCAUACACGCCACCAAGGCCGCCAGCGGCAAGCCCAUCAACGACCCCAGCAUGGCACACCUUAAGGAUUCCGCCAAGGUAAUGGUGACCAACGUGACAUCGUUGCUGAAGACCGUCAAGGCCGUGGAGGACGAGCACACCCGUGGCACCAGGGCGUUGGAGUCGACGAUCGAGGCGAUCGCACAGGAGAUACGCGCCCUCAACAGCCCGGAGAGCCAGAAGAGCAACGUCACGCCGGAGGAUCUGGUGCGUUGCACCAAGAGCAUCACGAUAUCCACGGCGAAGGCGGUCGCAGCCGGGAACAGCUGCAAGCAGGACGACAUCAUCGCCGCCGCCAACAUGGGCAGGAAGGCGAUCAGCGACAUGUUGACCAUCUGCAAAGGCGCCGCCUACAACUGCGCGGAGACGGCCGAUCUGCGCGACCGCACCCUGCAGGCCGGCCACGACGUCGCCAUCAACUACCGCGAGCUGCUCCAGGCGAUCCUGCAGAUCUCCUCCAGGCAGGGCGACGCCAAGCACACGUUGCCGGCGAUCUCGCGCAAAAUCGCCCAGAGCGUGACCGAACUGGUCGCGGUGGCGGAGCUGUUGAAGGGCAACGACUGGGUCGACCCCGACGACCCUACGGUGAUCGCGGAGAACGAACUCCUCGGCGCAGCUGCGAGCAUCGACGCCGCCGCCAAGAAACUGGCCAGCCUCAGGCCAAGGAGGAGCAUUCAGGAGGCGAACGAGGACAUGAACUUCGACGAGAUGAUAUUGGAGGCCGCGAAGUCGAUCGCCGCCGCCACGUCGGCCCUGAUCAAGGCCGCCAGUGCCGCCCAGCGCGAGCUGAUCGCCACCGGCAAGGUGUCCCGCACACCGUUAACCAGCUCCGACGACGGGCAAUGGUCCGAGGGUCUGAUCUCCGCCGCCAGACUGGUGGCGGCCGCCACCCACAGCCUCGUGGAGUCCGCCAACGCUCUCGUUCAAGGAGUAAGCUCCGAGGAGAAGUUGAUCUCCAGCGCCAAGCAGGUUGCCAGCAGCACGGCGCAACUGUUGGUUGCUUGCAAGGUCAAGGCCGACCCUGACAGCGAGAGCACGAAGCGCCUGCAGGCCGCUGGCAAUGCGGUGAAACGUGCGACCGAUAAUCUCGUACGCGCUGCGCAACAGGCUAUCCAACAGGAGGAGGACCGCUCGUUGGUCCUGAACCGCCGCAUGGUAGGCGGCAUCGCGCAGGAGAUCAACGCACGCUCGGAGGUGUUGCGAAUUGAGCGCGAGCUGGAGGAGGCCCGGGGCCGUUUAACCGCGAUCCGUCAAGCCAAGUACAAGAACCGGCCGGACCUGGCCGACGACGGUGAGCUCGAUCAGAGCGGCUACGAGGGCUACACGACCCGUUACGAGACCAGGGCGUACGAGCCGUCGCACAUGCACUCGCCGCAGACGAUGCACCACACGCUGGACCAGCUGCAGACCAGCGCCCAGCACAUCAGCCAUCACCAGUUCGCCGAGAUCGGUGAUCGGCAGCAGCUGGUCAGCCCGGAGAAGGUGCACUCGACGCAGAGCACCCUCGAGAGGAAGAUGAAGGACGCCCAAUACCGCUCGGUCCUUCUGGACAGCGAGUCCCUGGACAGGAAGUACGGCGACAGUUACCAGGAGCGGAGCCCGUACGUCGUUACCGAGAGGAAGAUCGUGACGGACAACUUGCCCGGUCAGUACAGCUCGAUCGAGCGGAAGAUCAACCAGGAGAUCAUCAGCGCGGCGGAGAGGAAGCACGCCGGGGACAUCGCUUACCACCCGCCGCCUCAGCAUAUCUCAUACUCGCCGCGGUCCCCGACGCACAGAUCCGCCCCGCAGAUACCGACCUCGCCGGAGACGACGUACGAGAGGCAGGAUCAGCAGCAUCCGAUCGAUCGCUUCUCGGCCGCCAGCCCGAUGAGCACCUUCCGCUCCGAGAAGCAAGUGGACACCCAGCGAUUCGGCGUCGUGCCGCAUCACCAGACGUUCAAGAACGUCGAGAGCAAGGUCGUGCCCGGCGGCAGAAUCGAGACCAUCACGACGAAGGUGUACACGUCGACGCCCGGCAAGAGCAGCUCUUCCAACUACGAGGCCACCGAGGAGACCAAAGAGUACACGACCUCCGGCAACGAGCUGUCCACGUUCAAGAGCGCCUUCGACAACGACAGCGUCGAGGAGCGCACGACGAAGCAGUCGAGCUUGCACAAGGUCACGGAGAAGAAGACCGUGACGAUGACGACGUCGAGCCGGCAGGAGUCCAACACGAAAACCUUCCGCUUCGAAGACAAGCAGUAAAAACCCGCGGGAGAGGACGCGAGAGGACGGCUGAUCCGACCGUCCGUUUGCGCGAUGACAAACAGGCAAUGUCCCUCCGGAGGUAUGAGGUAUUCAAGAAGAGUUCGGACAGAGCGACGUCGUUCGUCCCCGCGUGUUCCUCAACGCGAAAUUAUUUCAGUGGUAUUUGACUGGCGGAAUAAGCUGUUUGGGGAUUCCGGGAGGUUGAACUUCUCGAGGUCGGGGUUGAAAAUGAAGCGGUCGAUAGCCGAAGGUGGAUCGAGUGAUGAAAAAUAAUCAAAUGAUUAGAAAUGAUGCGAUUUAAGGCGCGAUCUAAUCGUUACUCCACGUGUAAUAGUAUAUUUUUAUUGUCACGUCGUUGUUCGAUCGCGCUUGAGCGACUUGCGAGAAGAGACGUCCGGGAUACACCCGACCCCGGGAAUCGGCACGCUCGACGAACCGGAGCGCGAGCGGUCGCGGGGAACUCGGCCGGGACGACGACGAAACCUUCGCGACGAGAGAUAGAAAAGUGCCCUUAGAUAAACGUGCAACUCGUGCUUUCGAUUUGUUGCCUUUUUGCGAGCGUAUAUUUAUUCGUGGAGCCAUAUUUUCGCGCCGUGAUCUUUUCGCCGCGACCGAUACGACGAGUGGCCGGACCGAGUCGAUCUUAACGGGACGAUUUUUCGUUGUUGUUGUUGUUGCGUGUGUAACGUUUACUCCCGGCUAUAUUACGUAAGACAUAACUAACUUACUUUACGACUACCACUACUAUUACUUCCGUUCGCACAGAGUAAGAUAGAGGUUUUAUGGUUUUAGGCCCAUGACGCACGCAAAAAGCGUAAAGCAAUAAGACACGAGCAGUAAGCAAGCAUUGACCAAUCACGAUCGAUUAUUCUUCGGCCGUAAGGAGAAUAAUCGACUGUGAACGAUCAAUUUUCUUACCUCUCGGCUUUUGCCGCUUAAGUUUUUCCGCGUACCAUGGCCCCUUAUUUUCUCUCUCUCCCUCUCUAUCUCUAUCUAUCUAUCCAUCUCUUUCUCUUGUUUCUUUUUUCUCCCUCGUUUGUUCUCUUCUUAUGAACGCUUACCGCGCUUACCUUGAGGAUAAUAGUUGAGGUACCGUACGUAAUCGCGCUUGAGUUUUUAAUGUAUAGAGUUAAUUUACUUUUACACUUUACAAACGGAUGGUCGAGAGAACCACGAAUUAACCAGAGAAGCAACAUAUCAUUUAAUUUUAUUAAUUUUCCCGACGUCGCCCGGCGCCCGCGCGCGGGUGCCCAGCGACUCACCGGCACUCUCGCUGCAUUAACAUUUUCCGCUUUCUAGAUUAACCCC